AUAUAAAUAUUUCUUAGACUGAAUAUCUAUUAGAGUAAAAGGUUGAUUGCUCAUAAAGAAAAGUAAGAAAACAUUAAUCAAUAAAAAUGAAAUAUUUAUUGGAUAUAGAUAAUUAUCCACUUAUAAUAUUUUAUUAUAUAACUUUUCAUUGAAGUUAAAGUAACUUGGGAUGAAAGUAUCUUGGGGCUAAAGUAUUUUUCCUUGAAGUUAAAGUAACUUGGGAUGAAAGUACCUUGGGGCUAAAGUACUUUAUCUCUUUAUAUUAUUUUAUAGUUUUUUGUAUACUAUAAAUAUGGGUGAACCCUUUUGUAAUGAGAUCAUCCAAAAAAAAAAAAGAAAUAAAAGACAACAACUUUUACUCUUUCUCUCUUUCUCUUUCGUAAAAACACACCCACACAUAAAAUAACAAAAGAGAAAGUGGUCCCAUCUCAUAUCUCUCACUUGUCUCCAUCGCCAAUUACAUAUAUAUAUAUAUAUAUAUAAAUCAGUUCCUCCCUUAUUAUUUACAACACGUUAUCAGCACGAGGCUCUGACCAACUGAAGUUUAUUAAUCCAAAAAGUUCUUAAACCAGCCGAGUUAUCAUGUCGAAUUUGACAAAGCUCGAAAUUAAUGCCCUGGAUAUUAUGGGAAAUAAUUAUAUGACCUGGGCAGUGGGUGCAAAAAUGCACCUGAGAGGAAACGGGCUUUUGGAAACCAUCGAUAGUUCAAAAACGGUGUCGGAUGAGAAAAAGGCUAAAGCCAUGAUAUUUUUACGACACCACAUCCAUGAUGGUUUAAAGGAUGAAUAUAUUACGAAAGAGGAUCCUUGUGACCUCUGGAAAUCUUUAAAAGAGAGGUUCGAUCACCAGAAAUAUGUGAUCUUACCGAAAGCUAAACACGAGUGGAUCCAUCUCCGGUUCCAGGAUUACAAAAGUGUUAGUGAGUUUAAUUCCGCGAUGUUCGGAAUUACUUCGAGGAUGAUGUUAUGUGGAGAGAAAAUAAGUGAUUAUGAUAUGAUCGAGAAAACUCUCUCCACGUUCCAUCCUGAAAAUGUAAUCCUGCAACAACAAUACCGAGUGAGUGGAUAUACCCGUUACUCGGAGUUGAUGCAAGUCCUCCUUGUAGCGGAGCAGAAUAAUCAACUCGUGACUUUAAACCAUCAAGCUCGUCCCACUGGAUCUGCUCCAUUCCCUGAAGCGAAUGUUGCAUCAUCCAGUUAUGAUAAUAGGAGAGGACGAGGUCGUGGACGUGGUGGAAACCGUUAUCAUGGUCGUGGAAGAGGACGAGGAAGAAGAUUCCGUCCCUAUGAUGAAAGAAAUAAUAAAGACUUCCACGAAAAUGAAAGGAAUGAAAAGGGCCAGGAUGAUAAAAGGCAAACGGGAACGGUUUGCUACAGAUGCGGCAUGAAAGGUCAUUGGGUACGUACCUGUCGUACACCAAAACAUUUAGCCGAUCUGUAUAGAGAAUCCCAAAAGGGAAAAGAGAAAGGAAGAGGUGAAACUAACUUCAUCUCUGAUGAACCUGGGCCAUCCUUUCAUGGUUUAAACGAUGAUACUCAUCUCGACGUAUCAGACUUUCUGGUUGAACCAGAGAGUAUCGAUGAGUAAUAUAAAUAGAUGUGAUAUAAGUAGACUGUAUUAUAGUAUCUAUAUAUUUUGUUGUAAGAUAUAUGUUAUGUUUGUUAUGUUUAAUGUUUAAUAAUAUAUGUUUUAUGAAUAUUUUAAAUUCAAAAAGAAUGCCAAACUUUGAGACUAUGGAUGGAGAUUUGUGUUUGGCAGAUAGUGCGUCAACGCACACAAUAAUCAAAGAUAAGAAAUAUUUCUCCAGUCUCAAAAUAAGAAAUUACGCUGGAAGCGUAAGUACAAUAUCUGGUAAUGCAAAGAUUAUUAUGGGCUCUGGAAGAGCGAAAUUUUCAAUGCCAGGGGGAACGAUAUUUGAAAUAAGUUAUGCAUUGUAUUCCCCCAAGUCUCAUAGAAACUUGUUAAGUUUUAAGGAUAUCCGAAGAAAUGGAUAUCAUAUUGAGACUAUGAGUAAAGAUGGCAUUGAAUUUCUUUGCAUUAAGUCCGAGAAAAAACAUAUACUUGAAGAGUUAAGAAUGUUAUCCUCUGGACUAUAUUGUACAAAAAUAACCAUGACUGAGUCCUAUGCCGUGGUAAACAUGAAGUUUACUGAUACAUUUAAAA
Brassica napus (rape) is the source of this 2163-nucleotide messenger RNA. RefSeq lists its product as uncharacterized. Lineage: Eukaryota; Viridiplantae; Streptophyta; Magnoliopsida; Brassicales; Brassicaceae. Gene Ontology annotation, molecular function: zinc ion binding; nucleic acid binding. Bases 583 to 1587 code for a protein of 334 amino acids. The transcript is spliced from 2 exons. The record is from RefSeq and is a predicted model, not a curated record.